Messenger RNA from Pipistrellus kuhlii (Kuhl's pipistrelle), 2766 nucleotides. It is a transcript of the gene MUC3A, whose product is annotated as mucin 3A, cell surface associated. The transcript is spliced from 12 exons. NCBI's taxonomy places the organism in Eukaryota, Metazoa, Chordata, Mammalia, Chiroptera, Vespertilionidae. Bases 43 to 2358 code for a protein of 771 amino acids. The record is from RefSeq and is a predicted model, not a curated record.
AAAACAGCAUCCACUGCGGCAUCAACAACUCCUUUAAACACAAUGGCCUCCACUAAAACAUCUAAAACAUCCAUGACAUCUACCACCGACAUGAGAACAACACCCAUGCCAACCGCCACUCAGAGUGCACCAGGCGUCACUACUUCAGAGAGCUCCUCCACAGGUAGCACACCCACAUCCACAACAGCCCCGUCUGCCUCUAUCUCUGGCACCUGGCACACAUCCACAACUGAUAUCAGUACUUCUUCUACUAGCAUUUCCCCUUACACAAUCACGUCUAGUGAAAUUGUUGACUCAACUUCAGGAACAUCAGGGACUGUGUCCACAAACAUGGGAACAAGUACCACCCUGACGACAUUGUAUAAUUCUUCAAGUAUUUCUACCAUAUCAUCUCAUCCUAUAUUGAGUACAUCCACAAAUGCAAUAACCACUUCCUUCAGUACCAUCAUCUCAUCUUUAGUUUCCACUAUGACAAUGUCCCCUUCUCUCUCUUACACCAGUGAAAAUUCUGUGCUCAUUACUACUACUAACCUUUCUCCUAUCUCCUCACAUUCCUCCAGUACAGGAAACAGAGGUUCUUCUUCUGUCACCGCUUUUCCUACGUCUUCAUCUUUAACUACAAGAACUUCUCCAUCCAUGCUUUCUCCUAUAACCUCUUCUACUAAAACAACCACCACUUUUACUAUUUCCUCCACUAUCCCUUAUCCAGAAUCGAUAUCAGUUACAAUAGUGCCUACUUCUCCCACUACUCCAUGCAUAGAAAUUGAUCCUAAUGGUAAAGUUACUUCUAUACCCACCAUUCCAUUAUCAGUGUUUACUUCUACUACUGAGUUUGCCACCACCCCUCCUAGUUUCACUAGUAUGACAACUGUAUUUCCUAUACAUAUGGACACUUCUACUUCAGUUCAGGAAACUGACCCCACCAGCAUUAUAACUGAUGCUGCUAGAUCUACCAGCCCUGGGACUGUCCCCAUUAACACAAUUUUGACGAGCAAACCAAGACCCACCAGCGAGAGCACCACAUCACGUAUGUCCAAUUUCAGUAGCUUCCCAUCAACCAUGAAACCAAGCAGCAGCUUUCCAAUUACCAUGAUGACGUCAAGCAAGUUGACAGGCCCCACCCUAACCACUAACAGGACUCUAGAGACAUCAGUGACCACCACUCGGACUUCCACAACUUAUAUGCCACCCAGGACAACUUCAGCCUUUACUCAGAUGACCAUACAGUCUAAAUUGACCACCACUCCAGGCACCUGUGACAAUGGUGGCACCUGGAUACAGGGCCACUGCCUCUGCCCCUCAGGGUUCUCUGGGGACCGCUGUGAGCUCCAGGAGAUCAAGUGCCAGAAUGGAGGUCAAUGGUAUGGCGUCAAGUGCCUCUGCCCCAGUACCUUCUAUGGCAUCCGCUGUGAGUUUGCUGUGGAACAGGUUGAAGUGGAGACAGUGGACGCCGAAGUGGGCAUGGAGGUGUCUGUCCAACAGGAAUUCUCCCCGGAGCUUAAUGAUAACACUUCCAAGGCCUACAUGGAUUUCAGCAACACCUUCAAGCAUCAGGUGCAGAAGAUUUACCAAAACGUGCCGGGGUUCACGAAUGUGGAGAUCCUGUCCUUGAGGAAUGGCAGCAUCGUGGUGGACUACCUGGUUCUGCUGGAGCUGCCCUUCAGUGUCCAGCUGGGGAGUGAGUAUGAGAAGGUGAAGACAGUUUUGAAGGAGGAACUCCAGAAUUUCACUCAGGAUCAGGACAGCUGCCAGAAUGACACCCUGUGUUUUAAGCCUGACUCCAUCAAGGUGAACAACACCACCAGGACGGAUCUAACUGUGAAAGCCAUCUGCCGCCGAGCCGCUGCCCAGGGUUAUGAGGAUUGGUACUUCCCCUUGGUGGAGGCGAACAGGCUCCGCUGCGUCACCAACUGCACGUCAGGCCUGCCUGGCACCAUUGACUGUAACCAGGGCCAGUGCCUUCUGGAGCGGAGCGGGCCCGCGUGCCGCUGCUUCUCCACGGACGCGCACUGGUUCUCCGGCCCACGCUGCGAGAUGUCUGUUGCCUGGAAGGCACUGGUUGGGGGCCUCGUGGGGGCCAUGUUGGUGGUGGUGGUGCUGCUGCUGGCCGCCCUGGUCGUCUUCGCAGUGCACUCCCAUUCCCGGAAGAGGCCCGGCCAAGGCGGAGUCUGGUCCUGGGACUACGAUAGCAAAUGGUUCCAGUUGAGUGAUGAGUACACCGUGGGGACUUUUAUAAACGUGGGCUUCGAAGAUGACAGAACAGUCAAGGAGGAAAACUUGCACGUGGCCUUGGAGACUGUGAACACCAAUAUGAAGGUACAGAUCCAGAGACCUGAGGUGGCCUUGUCCCAGCUGUGAGCUGUGUGUUAUCCCCUCCUCACUGUCCCAGGCAGCAGGAAGGCACCACCUGCACUGUGUCCAGUUCAAGAGAUGGCCCAGGUCUCACGCAGCCCCGUGUCCUGAUUUCUUUGGGCAAAAUCUGACUGUCCUCUGACCUCCAUCUUUCUCCCACUUUGGGUGAAACCCAUCUGGAGUCCCAGUUCAGACCCAGGCUCUUCCUCUGUUGGACUUUGGGAAAAUCUGUUAACUUCUCCAAACCUGUAGAAUUCGUAUAGCACACUUGUUCCGAUACCGGCUCAGUUAUUGUGAAAACCAGAAGUGCUCUGUCAAUUUCUAUCCCAGUACCCAUUCCUGGGUCAGUCCUCAUGCUUAGAUGGCUUCUCUCAGCCUUGGCUGGGUCUCAGGCCUCAGUCUUUAUUUUCCUGU